GAGGACACUUUUUAGGGAAGACUAACUUGGACAAAAUGUUUGGCUCGUCCAGAACUGGAGGUGUACGGGGAGGCCAAGACCAGUUCAACUGGGAUGAUGUUAAGACCGACAAACACAGGGAAAACUAUCUGGGGAAUUCCCUCAUGGCACCAGUCGGCCGCUGGCAGAAGGGUCGCGAUCUGACCUGGUACGCGAAAGACAAGAAGGGCGGGGCGCAGUUGUCCCGGGACGCGGAGCUGGCGGCUGUGCGCCAGGCGGAGCAAGACGCGCUUAUGGUGGCUUUAGGCCACAAGAAUAUAAAGAAACAACCAACCGGUCUUACUAGAGAGGACUUGUCUGAAUUGUGCAAAAGGGAGGAAGCGGACAGCGACACCCGAAACGUGGACCGAGUCUCUGGUCUCGGCAGCUCCAGUGCUGGAGCAAGAAAAGUCAUCCUCUCCAAGCAGGAAAAGGAGGCUGUGAAAAUGGGUUUGCCGGUCUUCACUCAUCAUAGAUGUGAAGAUAAUCAGGAGUCGCCCAGCAAUAAGACUUCUGAGGACAAGGGGGAAGCUGCUGAUGAAGAAAGACGGAGUGACUCCACGCAGCGAGACAGCAAAAAGAAGAAAAAGAAGGAGAAGAAGUCCAAAUCGGAGAAGAAGAAAAAGAGAAAGAAGAAAAGUCAUCACAGAAGGGAGUCUUCCUCCUCAGGAUCUGAGUCUGAAGAUGACAGCGAGAGGAGGAGAAAGGACCACCAUCGUCCUCAUCCAUCAUCGGGCCGACAGAGCGGAGCCAGACCCCGAGACGGCUAUUCAUCAGUGGGGGCAAAGGCCGGAGCCUGCCCUUCCUCCCCGCUCCGCCAGCACCAGCGGCGGCGGCGUCAUGACACCGGGUCGUCCUCGGAUGGGGGCGUGGAUGCACCCCGUCGCUACAGCGGCCGCCCCCCCAUCGGAGCCAGUCAGAAGAGACGCCACGACACGGACUCUGACAGCUGAUGGACCACAAAGGGGGCGCCCUCCCUUCUCCUGGCUCCACAGAAAUCCUGGACACUUUUAUCAUUGUGCCACAGUCCAAAAACACUUUAAAAAUAUCCUACCCUUCCCUCUCAUAACUGCCUGAAACUCCCAAACCCUCCACCACAGCUGACCAGUAGCUGUUAAGAAUAUUCACCAGCAGAGGGCAGUAUGGCCUUUUGUGCCGAAUCCUAAGUAUUCUUGAUGAUGUUAAUCUAAUGCUUCCCUUCUGACUUAAAAUUCAUAUUACAUUUUCUGUUCUUGGCAAGCUUCGUGAGUCUCUGUUCUGUACGGCAGAAAAACGUUUUUGAGGCAGUGUUCAAGAUGAUUUUUAAUGCUUUUAUUAUUGUAUUUUUUUAUAUUUCAUAACUCAGAUGGAGAUGGAUUGUAUUGAAGUCCUUAUACAAAGCAUAUCCAUUUUUUUUCUGUGACAUUUAAAAUUAAAAUCGACAUGAGGGAAAUUUUGUUCACAAUAUUGAGGGCUUUUGAUACUUUGUGUAAUUUGUAAAGUAGUUUCUUUGAGUUGUCGUUGUGACUCCACGGUUUUGUAUGCUACUGUAACAGAUGAGUGAAAUAAAUUUGUUUCUUGCUGUGGCACAAUUGA
Molecule: messenger RNA, 1593 nt
Organism: Paramormyrops kingsleyae
Lineage: Eukaryota; Metazoa; Chordata; Actinopteri; Osteoglossiformes; Mormyridae
Gene: c4h1orf35
Product: chromosome 4 C1orf35 homolog
Source: RefSeq, a predicted model, not a curated record